Molecule: messenger RNA, 4058 nt
Organism: Pelobates fuscus (common spadefoot toad)
Lineage: Eukaryota; Metazoa; Chordata; Amphibia; Anura; Pelobatidae
Gene: ABTB2
Product: ankyrin repeat and BTB domain containing 2
Exons: 17
Coding region: 473-3523 (1016 amino acids)
Molecular function (GO): protein heterodimerization activity
Source: RefSeq, a predicted model, not a curated record
AUCAGGAUGUAAGCAGAACUCUCACUUCAUUGACAUACGAAUUCUUGGUUUUAGAAUUUUUUCUAAAUUAUUUUUUUAAGUUGAUUAUUCCACUCCGUUUCCCCUAUUUGGAAGGAGCAGUAGAAUAUUAUUGCAACACCGUGUUUAUCUCUUGGAUGCUGGGUUUUGUUUUUGUGAGUUUUGCUGCCCAAUUCCCACAGUGCUUUCUUGCAAGAGAUAAAACAAAAAAAUGACUGUGAUUUAACCAGUAUUCUCCUGCUUUAUUUCUGGAUUUUUCAAAUCUGGGACUUUCGUAUGGUUGGAGACUUAAAAAGAGCUGCAAGUAAUAUGGGAUACCUUGUAAAACCUUGGAACUUCAAUGAUUUUUCAAGAAGGUCCAUGCAGAUGGUGCAUUGUUUCACAGUAUAGUUCUAUUGAAGUCUGAUCCAACUGAGUCUCUUCUCUUCUUCAGCUCUGGUCAACAUCAGCAUCUAUGGCAGGGCUAUACAGUUCCACUCUAAAAACUUUGGAGGACCUUACCCUGGACUCUGGCUAUGGGGCAGAAGACUCGUGUAGGUCACUCAGCCUCUCAUCUUCCAAAUCAAAUUCCCAGCCACUGGCUUCGUCUCAGCACCGGGCAAAUUGGUGGUAUUAUUCAGGGUCCAUGAAUAGCAGAAAUAGCAGCUGGGACACCAUGAAUACUGCUCUUACUGAGGACUCUGACCUGGUGGAUAUGUUCUCAAGAUGCCACCGACUGCCUGAACUAGAAGAUUUUCCGUGGACGGAUGAGGACAUUGGAAAGCUCCUUAGAAUGGGCAAAGGGGAUGAAGGUAGAAGGGAUUUUUCUCAGGAUGCGAUAAGGAGGAUGUCCGUCUUGUUGAGGAGACCUCUCAUAAGGAUAUCGAGGGAAGCUCAGCGUCUUAGUGUCCUACAUGCCAAGUGCACGCGUUAUGAGAUCCAGAGUGCCAUGAAACUGAUCCUCAGCUGGGCACUUUCACAGAGCUGUGCGUUGGCCACUGUCCGAGCCCUAUCUCUUUACAGUAUGCGUGCAGGGGAUGGCCUGAGAAGGGGCAAAUCUGCCCGCUGUGGACUCACGCUCUCCGUAGGUAGGUUUUUCAGGUGGAUGGUGGACACCAGAAUUUCGGUGAGGAUACAUGAAUAUGCAGCCAUCUGCUUGACUUCUUGCAUGGAGAACCUGCUGGACGAGAUCAGGACUCGUGUCCUAGCAAGUCAUGGAAAUGAUGGGGUGGAGAUAUCCCUUGAUGUCCUCGAUAUGGCAAUCAAUAAUGAUGCGGAGCUGUGGGGAGUCCUGCAACCUUAUGAGCACCUGAUUUGUGGCAAAAAUGCUAAUGGCGUUCUUUCGCUCCCUCCAUACUUCAGUCCUUAUAAUGAUUGUUCCCGUGUGAAGGAUGAAACUACCAAUGCCUACACACACCUGGAGCUACGCACCUUGGAGCAGUCGCUGCUUGCUACCUGCGUUGGAAGUAUCUCGGAGCUAAGUGAUUUGGUCUCCCGUGCCAUGCACCACAUGCAAUGUCUGAGCACCCCGAGGCCUGGUCUGAGCCCAGGACGACACACACGCCACCCACAGCAUCACAUAACAUGGUCCCCAGACUCUCUGCAUACACUUUACUACUUCCUGCGCUGUUCCCAGAUGGAAUCCAUGGAGAAUCCCAACUUGGAUCCCCCCAGGAUGGCCCUAAAUAAUGAGAGGCCUUUCAUCCUGUUACCUCCUCUUAUGGAGUGGAUGCGCGUUGCCAUAACUUACGCAGAGCACCGGCGUAGUCUGACAGUGGACAGUGAUGACAUCAGGCAGACCGCGAGGUUGCUCCUUCCAGGAUUGGACUGUGAACCACGGCAGCUCAAGCCCGAGUGUUGCUUCAGUUCCCUGAGACGCCUGGACGCUGGGGCAGCCACGGAGAGAUUCCAACAAGACUUGGGCUUCCGCAUGUUGAACUGCGGCCGAACUGACCUCAUUCCCCAGGCUGUGCGAGUCUUGGGGCCUGAUGGGGUCAAUACUAUGGAUGAGCAGGGUCUGAGCCCCCUCAUGUACGCCUGUGCCGCAGGGGAUGAAGCCAUGGUGCAGAUGCUGAUUGAAGCCGGAGCAAACUUGGAUUUGGCUGUCCCCAGCAGUUCUCCCAGACACCCAUCUGUCCACCCUGACACGCGGCACUGGUCGGCACUGACAUUUGCUGUGCUGCAUGAGCAUAUCUCCGUAGUACAGUUGCUGCUGGAUGCCGGGGUGUACGUAGAAGGAUCCGCUGUGGGCAGCAGUGAGGACAAUUAUGCAGAAACACCUCUUCAGCUGGCGUCCGCUGCAGGUAACUACGAGCUGGUCAGCCUGCUUCUUGACCGGGGAGCUGACCCUCUACUGAACAUGCUGGAAGCUGGCGGAGUUUCUUCCUCUUUACAUGAAGAGAUGAACUGCUACAGUCACGCAGCUGCCCACGGUCACAGGAACAUUGUGCGCAGGUUGCUGACGCAGCCCCAGCUGUGCACGGGAGAUGUACUGUCGCUGGAGGAGAUAUUGGCAGAAGGGGUAGAUAGCGAUACAUCGAGCAAUGGUAGCUACGAACAGGAGUCCGAACUGCUCUGCAAAACCAGGCUGAAAGCUCUGCAGGAGGCCAUGUAUUACAGUGCGGAGCACGGAUACAUGGACAUUACCAUGGAGAUCAGAAGCCUUGGGGUCCCGUGGAAGCUCCACGUUUGGCUUGAAACGCUUCGGACGUCGUUUAACCACUCGCACCAUUCGGUGAUGGAAAACUUGCUGCAGGAAUUCUGUAUUAUCAGAGAGGAGGAUUAUAACGACGAACUCCUUAACGAAGGCUUGCCGCUUCUGUUUAACAUCUUCAAGGCUAGUAAAAGUGAAACACUGACACAAGAAGUGGCUGCCAUAUUUGCGCAUUGUUACGGAGACGGCCCGAUACCGAAGAUUCCAGAGAUACAAAAGGCACUGCCCGCACGUUUAGAUCCACACUUCCUCAACAAUAAAGAGAUGUCCGACGUGACUUUCUUGGUAGAAGGGAAGCUGUUCUAUGCACACAAGGUUCUUCUGGUCACCGCGUCUAAUAGGUUUAAAUCUCUGAUGACAAAUUCCACAGAGCACGAAGAUCAGUGUCAUAGGACAAUUGAGAUCCGAGACGUGAAGUACAACGUAUUUCAGAUGCUAAUGCAAUAUUUAUAUUAUGGAGGAACGGAAUCUAUUCAAGUUCCCACAGCUGCAAUUUUGGAGCUCCUCUCGGCCGCCAGUCAAUUCCAGCUCGAUGCUCUGCAGCGACACUGCGAGAUUAUCUGCUCACAGGGAAUCAACAUAGAUAACUCAGUCAGCAUCUACAAGUAUGCCAAGAUCCACAAUGCCCCAGAACUGACCGUAUUCUGCGAAGGAUACUUUCUCCAGAAUAUGAAGACUAUGCUGGAGCAGGACUCCUUCAAACAGCUCAUAAAUGGACGCAACAGCAAGUUACAGGGUUUGGACACUCUAAAUGACCUGCAAAUCACACUGACCAACCGGAUCAAGGAUGUUUAUAUUUCAUGUCGUGUGUGAAAGUGACCGGAAUCAUUUGUACCAUAUAUCUAUACGCAUCACAGAGCUACCUGCUAUCCUACGCUCUGUGUGAAGCUAAAGAAUGAAUGUUAAAGCCAGUAGAGGGGAUUGCAACAAGUACUGGUUACGGAAUGCACAAACUGAUAGGAGCGUGUGCAGAACUGCUGGACAUCUUGAGGUCGGAUAGAAAGACAAAAUGUAGUUCAAACGAGGGUAGAAGAAUGAGAUGUAUGUAAUUAUCUAUAUAGAUAGAGAAGGAUUAAAAACCUUGUCCAUAUGGCUAAAUCACCUGUACAGUUCUAACGUGGAUUUAACCAACAUCAAAGAGCUGCCAAUUACCAAUAAAGAGUCUGAAAGUGAUCCUUAGACAGACAGGAGCUCUCAGUGCCAUAAUGAUUUUAUAUCGUGCUAUUGUUUCAAACUCAGUUGCAUAAGGAGUUUUAAUUAUUAUUUUUUGCACCUUCUAGAUAAUCCCAACAAAGUGGAUUACCCAAAGAGGCACUAAAAUAAAUGAGAAAUGAAACAUCCCAUCACA